Molecule: messenger RNA, 2065 nt
Organism: Ananas comosus (pineapple)
Lineage: Eukaryota; Viridiplantae; Streptophyta; Magnoliopsida; Poales; Bromeliaceae
Product: differentially expressed in FDCP 6 homolog
Exons: 10
Coding region: 185-1681 (498 amino acids)
Biological process (GO): receptor recycling; retrograde transport, endosome to Golgi; endosome organization
Cellular component (GO): early endosome; trans-Golgi network; recycling endosome
Source: RefSeq, a predicted model, not a curated record
UUCGUUACUUUGGGGUACAUUCUGGGAAACCCAUAAAUCUACUCUCCUCGUCCAGCGAAUCCGACACUCCAUUUCCAAAACCCUUCCCUCGUCACCCCUUCCUCCUAAAUUUACGACCCCAAUCCACACCAAAACCCUUAUUCUCUUCCUCUACUACCCGAAUUUCGUCGCCUCCCCCUCUCCGAUGGCCUCCAAUGGAGCUACCGCGAGAGUUGGAGACGCGGAGAGUAGCUUGGAGAAGAUAAAGCGACAGCUUACUUCAUCCUCAGGGAGGUAUCUGCUCCAGGGCCCGCUUCUUAAGCGAUCUGAAAUGCUGAGGAAGUGGAAUGAGCACUGGGUGAUCUUAGACCCCACUAGUGGGAAGAUGGAAUACAAGACUGGGAGAAAUGCAGCAGUUAUUAAGGGAAAUAUCAUAUUUGACUCAACGAGCACAAUCACAUUGUCCCCUGUGAAUUUCCAUGGAUCGCCGAAAUAUGAUGGCUGCUGUUUCUAUAUUGGAACUCCACAGAAAAAUGAUUAUUUCCUUUGCGCUGAAACUCCCGGUGCUGCAAGAGCUUGGGUAUCCACUUUACAUGCGACUCAGUUGGUACUAGAGGCUCAUAAAGAGGCAGUGAAUUCAUUGUCCGGGAGUGGUUCUUCCAAAUUUGGAACAGUUACUACCGUAAUUGCUGCUGCUAAUGCAACUGCAAGGGAAGCAUCGAAGGAAAUAGAGGCAGCAAUGAAGAUUUCAAUGAGAGCAGCUGUAAACUUUGUGACAAAUAAGACAUGUGAAGGUCAUUUGGAUGAUCUGACAAUCAUGAAGGAGACCAUUAGAGUGAAAGAUGAGGAGUUACAACAGUUAUCUAAGGAUAUUCGAGCUCGAGAUUCCACCAUUAGAGAUAUAGCUGAUAAACUAAUGGAGACCGCGGAGGCUGCUGAAGCUGCUGCUUCUGCAGCUCAUUCAAUGGAUGAAGAGAGAAAACUUGUACUCGCACAUCUUGAGUACCUGAAAAAGGAUUUGCAUCAACGACUAGAGUCAUCUUCAAUUAAGUUAAGAGAGUUUGAAGAAAAAGCUAUAGUCCUUAGUAAAGAGAAAGAGCUUCUGCUGAAAGAAAGAGAUUCUGCCGUUCAAGAAGCACAUCAGUGGCGCUCCGAGCUAGCAAAAGCUAGAGAACGUGCUGUGAUUUUGGAAGCAGCUGUCAUUAGAGCUGAAGAAAAAGCUAGGGUUGCACAAGCAGAUGCCGAAACUCGUAUUAAGGAAGCUGCAGAAAAACUACAGUCUGCAGCAAAAGAAAAGGAAGAACUACUUGCCCUAGUGAAAGUUUUGCAAUUACAAAUCGAGAGACAACAAAGUAAUUCAAGACAGAUCUGUGAAGAGAGAUCCGAAUUGUGCUCCUACACCGAUAUUUCUCCUUCAUCAACAAAAUGUGCGGACUCUUCAGAGGAUGAUGUGGACAAAGCUUGCGUAAGUGAUUCGAGAUCGGUUUUAGUUUCUGAGGAGGAGAGCGCAGUCCAGUUUGCGGCUGAAGGAGUUGAAAUACGUACAGUUGGCGAUGCCGAGUGGGAUAAUCUUCAAUCAUCAUCAAAUGUAAGGAUUGCUGAUGUGAGGGAAAUAUCCCCCGAGGCCGAGGGAAGCAGCUUGGAUAUUCCUGUUGUAACCCAACCAGUUAAUGAUGUUCCUCAUGUUGGGAGCUCUUUGUAAUAGUCAUGGCAUCUUGUAAUGCUAAAACAAGGAGAGAAUUCUUUCUGAUUCGAUUGUCGAGAAAGCGAAAGUCAAUGGGUGUAGCUUGGAUAUGCUAAAUUGGCGGCAGAUCAGUUCAGGCUACUGAGAACAGAGGUGGUUCUCUCUUAACUUUGAUGCUCUUGUAGCCUAUUUAUUGCCACAAAUCUCAUUUUGCCGACUAUCGGGAAUUGCAGAAUAAAGGUGUCUGCUACUGUAUGAGAUUCUGAAAACAAUAGAGGUUUCUGUUGUGAGAUGAUUUUGUGAGGCAGCUAUUUAUGUAACUUUUAUUUAUAUGAAUGUAAUUGUGGAUGUGUAGAAAUUUUUGUUGCCCCCCCUUUUAUUCUACUGGGUACUUAACAUGUU